AUGGCAACUGUGCAUGGGCCUCGAAGAGCUCAAUCCAGUCCGCUAGACGUUAAGACAUAUUCUUCCGAUCGACCGCACCCCGAGGAUGCUGCUGUGUUGCUUCCGACAGCUAUACCUCCGCCGGUGGAUUCUAAAGCCGAUGACAUCUGGAGGGUUGGCAAAUAUGUAUUUCGGGCAGAUUUCGAUUCAGCAAACUUGGCUAGCGUGGAGCAAGGUCUUGUUGCGAACGAGUUUCUGCUGCAAACGCGUAGGGAUUGUGGGGGUACUGAGAACGAAAAGACGACACGGACAUGGUUUUACUUCAGCAUUGCCGGACACAACACGGGCGAUCUCAUAAUUCUUAUUAUACUGAACCUCAACAAGCAGAGCAGGUUGUACUCACAGGACUACCGGCCAGUGUUCUGGUGUGCUUCGCAGCCAGAAUGGCAGCCGCUCAAGUUGCGAGUGACGUACCGGCGAGAGGGUGAUGACUUUCAGCUCCGAUUCUGCCACCGCUUCGAAAGCGAGGAGGAAACGCUCUUUGCAUUCGCUAUUCCGUUUAGCUACCAAGAGACGCAGGCAGGAUGGCGACUGUUGUUCGCCGAAGGGCCUUGCUUCCUAAUGCAACUGCCUGACGGCACCAUCCCGCGCCCCUACAUCGUAUCCUGGGUGCCUACGCAGGAGAUGCUGGACCACCUGGACAAGCAGCUACCCUUCCCGCAGAACGGCACUAUCUCCUGCAACGCGGCCGAUGCACGUGAUGCAGCCGAAACCAGCUUCCGCCCGAAUGAUGCUGGAACACUCAAUUCAGCAUCACCGUCUCAAAUCGUACACAGCGCAUCUCCCAUUAGCACCCACGCUGGGGCUGGCGCCGCUGCUGGGGCGCGUGCACGAUGCACCAGUGAAGCGUGCAGCAGUAGCAGCGGUGGCGGCGACUCCUCGCCAGGCGCACGGUUGUAUUACCGGCGGCAACUGUUGACACGAUCCUUGGAGGGUCGGCGGGUGGAGGUGCUAACUAUUACGGACUGCAGCGGUGCAUCCGGAGAGGUUGAACCGCCUCUGCCGGGGGUUUUCGAACACGACCCGGGGCCCCCUGCAGCCAUGUUCCGCGACAAAACAGUGUUUUUUGUGUCCAGCAGGGUGCAUCCCGGCGAGACGCCCGCAACGCACAUGUUCAACGGCAUGCUGGCUUUUUUGCUGCGCCGUUCGGACCCCCGAGCUUCCGCUCUGAGGCGACGCUUCGUGUUCAAGCUUGUGCCCAUUGUGAAUCCGGAUGGUGUCGCGGUGGGGAACUACCGUACAGACACUCUGGGCCAGAACCUGAACCGUUUCUACACGGGGAUCCCUGACGAGAAGACGCAGCCGAGCGUUUACGCCAUCAAGACGCUGCUGAUGUACUACGCGCAGCAGAAUGUCCUGGAGUUUUACAUUGACUUGCAUGGACAUGCUAACAAGAAAGGCGUCUUCAUUUACGGCAACACUCUGGAGGACUGUGACGCCCACAUGCAAAGCCUGCUGUAUUCAAAGCUGGUGGCGCUGAACAAUCCGUGCUUUGAUUUCAUGGGCUGCAACUACACGGAGAAGAACAUGGUUCGUGCCGACAAGGACGGCGCGUCCAAGGAGGGUGCCGGCCGGGUGGCUUUGUACAGGGAAACGGGCCUUACGCAUUUGUACACAAUCGAAGCCAACUAUAACACGGCCCGCACAUUAAACGUGGUGGCACCCGCGUCGGGGGACCAUGGCGGCCGCGCAUCCCCGCCAUGCAAUAAGCGAUUCCCAUCCAAGUUCACUGUCGGUGCAUUCCAUGGUGUGGGCAGGGCCAUCCUGAUUGCUGCGCUGGAUUUGGAGGGCAACAAUCCCUGGAGUCGAUUGCCACUCAGUGAGCACCGCAGCCUCGAGGGUGUCCGUAGCUGGAUUCUUACUGUGCUUCGCGCCACUCCUGAAACAAGGGCUGCACAUCUGCCGGCCAUGAGCGACGUGGCGGUCGAGAAGCUCCGUGCGAUGAUCGCUUCAGGGACGCUCAGGAUAUCGCCGGCGUACACUUCCACCCGCCGACAAAGCAACACCAACGCAAACGGCAGAAAUCGUUUGCCACCGGCGCCCAUGCCAUCACGGCACGCAAACGCAUCUUUGCCGGUCAUCACAUCGCACGGCUCGGCGCCUACUAGCGCUGCAAAUCCAUCGGGCGUUGCACCACGGCGCAGCGCUGUGCCCCUGGGUAGGACGAGCAAUGAUGGCUUGGCCAGGAGCACGAGUCUACCUGUGAAGAUCAGCACUUCGUCAGUCUUGCAGUCGCCGCUCCAUUCAGUUGGGAGCACGCUGGGCAUCCGAGACGCUGCAGCAGAGUCCGUGCAAGAUGGAGAGGACGUCGACAUCGCUGCUGCGGUGGCUGCCGUGGCUGCUUCGGAUGCAGCGUGUGCGGUGACUGAAGGACCUAGUGACAGCGACGGCGAAGAAGAGCACGAGGAGAUUGCGACGCGGACGGCCUCGCCGGGAUCAAGUUCGUCAGCUGCUUCGGCGCUAUCGCGGUUUCGCUCUGUUGAGUCAACAUUACGGUCUCCGACAACGAGUUUUAAGACCGCGGCGGUUUAUUGCGGCCGAGUGACAGAGUUCAAGUUCCCACUAAGCGAUAUAGUUACAGGACCGCCUGCUGAAGUGUCUCCCCGUAUUUCAGCUGGCGUUCUCGGCUAUGUCAACGCAGCUGUCAGGCACAGACCUCCAUCGGCUGGUAGUUCUGGCCGGCCCUCGUCUUCCGGGGGUGUACUGGCGAGCAGUGUGGCAACCCCGGUCGUAAACCCUGUUUUGGGUGCCAACGGCGCUGUGGGCUCACGGCAUUUGUCCAUCCCGCGGUCAGCAGGCAGCACUGGGGCUAUCCUCAUUACUCCGGACCAGCUUGCCCCAACGAACACAACGAAGAAAAAGUCUACAUCGCUUAGCUUUGCCAUCUCCUCAAGUCGCAGGAAUCGCUGAUACCGUGUGGGCCAUAGGAUAUACUGUACGUGUUAAGAGCUAACGGCCAGGCGCCGUGUACGCUGUACAAAACGUGGUGGCCUAUGAAACAACC
Molecule: messenger RNA, 3043 nt
Organism: Volvox carteri f. nagariensis
Lineage: Eukaryota; Viridiplantae; Chlorophyta; Chlorophyceae; Chlamydomonadales; Volvocaceae
Gene: ssa2
Exons: 10
Coding region: 1-2949 (982 amino acids)
Biological process (GO): proteolysis; protein deglutamylation
Molecular function (GO): metallocarboxypeptidase activity; zinc ion binding
Source: RefSeq, a predicted model, not a curated record